This is a messenger RNA of Elaeis guineensis (African oil palm), 856 nucleotides long. The record is from RefSeq and is a predicted model, not a curated record. Lineage: Eukaryota; Viridiplantae; Streptophyta; Magnoliopsida; Arecales; Arecaceae.
AUUAUUAUUUUUGUUUACCCUCUUAGCUUUUCUUUAACCUUUAUUUUAAGAGUUCUCUUCAAUUUCAUUUUACCAGAUCACAAGUUUCUGGUUUCCCUGAUUUGUUCCUUUAUUUUUGCACUUUUACUUAGCGACAAUGGCAAGUCAUCUGGCUACUGUUUAAGCAAUGUUAUGUGGGAUUAUGAAAGUGAAGCUAUUUUUGUGAAAUGAUAUGCACCAAUAAAGUAUUCUUUUUAUGUAUAUCUAACCCGCAUACUAUUUAUUUUUUGCUUUGUAUACAGCAGUGCAAAGAACAAUUGAAACUAUUCUGCCAGACAAGUAGAUAUCCUUCAAUUUAUUGAAAUCCUACAAUGUCGUCUGGUCCUGGGCUUCAAUCGCUAGUAGACCAGACCAUAUCAGUCAUUACAAAUGAUGGACGACAUAUUGUGAUCAUCAGCCUUGCAGAGUUGGUUCUAAAUGGAAUUUUGAAAGGGUUUGAUCAAGCUACCAAUAUCAUUCUUGAUGAGUCACAUGAGCGUGUUUACUCUACAAAGGAAGGUGUUCAGCAACUUGUUUUGGGGCUGUAUAUUAUAAGGGGUGAUAACAUAAGUAUUGUGGGAGAAUUAGAUGAAGAACUGGAUGCAAAUCUGGAUCUGUCAAAACUAAGGGCACAUCCUCUCAAGCCUGUGAUCCAUUGAUCAAUUUGAUGUCCAGACCUCUUGAUAUUUUCCUCUCUACAAUAGAGUUGUCUUACUGUGGGAUUUGAGGUAUUUAGUUGUUCAAAACAAGAAUGGACGUGGUGUUUGUCUAAUAGAAUACAAUUUGUUCCCACACUGCUAUAAUUUUUGAUGCCAACUAAGCAACAUUAUUUCCAGCA